Molecule: messenger RNA, 768 nt
Organism: Dromiciops gliroides (monito del monte)
Lineage: Eukaryota; Metazoa; Chordata; Mammalia; Microbiotheria; Microbiotheriidae
Gene: RPL23A
Product: ribosomal protein L23a
Exons: 5
Coding region: 129-599 (156 amino acids)
Biological process (GO): translation; ribosomal large subunit assembly
Cellular component (GO): ribosome; cytosolic large ribosomal subunit
Molecular function (GO): structural constituent of ribosome; rRNA binding
Source: RefSeq, a predicted model, not a curated record
UCUCGCUCCCCUCAGUCUCGGGUUUUUUCCCACAGUCCUCUUCGGAGGCAUUGAAGCCUCGCGAGGUUUGAGCGAGAGUUAGCGCUAUAAGCCCGUGAGAAACAGUGCGGAAGAUCUUUUUCCUUAAGAUGGCGCCGAAGGCGAAGAAGGAAGCGGUUGUUCCCCCCAAGACGGAAGCCAAGUCCAAGGCUUUGAAGGCCAAGAAGGCGGUAUUGAAGGGCGUGCACAGCCACAGAAAGAAGAAGAUCAGGACGUCCCCCACCUUCCGGCGACCCAAGACUCUAAGACUUCGAAGGCAGCCCAAGUACCCUCGGAAAAGUGCCCCGAGGAGAAACAAGCUUGACCACUAUGCCAUCAUUAAGUUUCCCUUGACCACCGAGUCUGCUAUGAAGAAGAUCGAGGACAACAACACCCUUGUCUUCAUUGUAGAUGUCAAGGCCAACAAGCAUCAGAUUAAGCAAGCUGUAAAGAAGCUUUAUGACAUCGAUGUGGCCAAGGUCAACACACUGAUCAGGCCUGACGGAGAGAAGAAGGCCUAUGUCCGACUGGCUCCAGACUAUGAUGCUUUGGACGUUGCCAACAAAAUUGGAAUCAUCUAAACGGUGUCCAGGAAGACUCAGUUCAAAUGUUUCCCCAGACACUUGACACUUAAUAGCCAUGUGACCUUUCAUUCAUCAGCAACUUGCUUUUUACCUGAAUUGUCCUGCAUACUACUAUUGACUAAAGAGGGCCUACUAGGACUGUACAAUAAAGACAAUUCCCAGUGUA